AUGACAGCGUGGGCAGUUUUAGGAAUCCCAAGGGCAAGUAUUGCCAGACAUCUCCCGUCGCAGAGGGACUUCGUGAAGAAUCGGGUCUUCGUCCCCCUCAGUCCCCUUUCCCACCCCCUCGGCCAAAGUUGCUCUUGCGCGCGUGCCUGCAUCGGUCUGGACACGACACCUCAGGAUACAGUAGAAAGGCAGAGCAGCCCACCACACGCCCCCCAACCCAAUCCAAUAUCCCUAUCCCUCCCUCCCUCCACGUCGCCUGUCCACAUCCACUUCUUCUAUCCCGCUAUCUCCUCUCCUCUAUUUGCGAAUUGCGGCAGCCUGGUUCUCACCUUCAACCUUGACCAGUUCAUCAUCGCAUCAUCUUGCCUUUGCUCAGCGCCCAGGCAGACUUUGACGUUCAUCACAGCCCGAACCGCAACCAUGGGUCUCGCAUUUUCCAAGAUCUUCGACAAGCUUUGGGGAAAGAAGGAGAUGAGAAUUCUGAUGGUCGGUCUUGACGCCGCCGGAAAGACUACGAUUCUCUACAAGCUCAAGCUCGGUGAAAUCGUCACGACCAUUCCUACCAUUGGUUUCAACGUCGAGACCGUCGAGUACAAGAACAUCCAGUUCACCGUGUGGGAUGUCGGUGGUCAGGACAAGAUUCGUCCUCUGUGGAGACAUUACUUCCAGAACACCCAGGGUAUCAUCUUCGUCGUCGACAGCAACGAUCGCGACCGUAUCGUCGAGGCCCGUGAGGAGCUCCAGCGCAUGCUCAACGAGGACGAGCUGCGGGAUGCCAUUCUCCUGGUCUUCGCCAACAAGCAGGAUUUGCCCAACGCCAUGAACGCCGCCGAGAUCACAGACAAGCUUGGCCUUCACUCCCUGAGACAACGCGCCUGGUACAUCCAGUCCACUUGCGCUACCUCCGGUGAUGGUCUCUACGAGGGUCUCGAGUGGCUUGCCACCACCCUGCGCAAGGCGGGUCACCAGUAA
Messenger RNA from Colletotrichum lupini, 972 nucleotides. RefSeq names its product ADP-ribosylation factor. The record is from RefSeq and is a predicted model, not a curated record. Gene Ontology annotation, biological process: vesicle-mediated transport; intracellular protein transport. Lineage: Eukaryota; Fungi; Ascomycota; Sordariomycetes; Glomerellales; Glomerellaceae. The transcript has 7 exons. Gene Ontology annotation, molecular function: GTPase activity; GTP binding. Bases 1 to 972 code for a protein of 323 amino acids. Gene Ontology annotation, cellular component: cytoplasm; plasma membrane.